Messenger RNA from Colius striatus (speckled mousebird), 10173 nucleotides. RefSeq names its product LIF receptor subunit alpha (gene LIFR). The record is from RefSeq and is a predicted model, not a curated record. Bases 187 to 3465 code for a protein of 1092 amino acids. The transcript is spliced from 20 exons. NCBI's taxonomy places the organism in Eukaryota, Metazoa, Chordata, Aves, Coliiformes, Coliidae. Gene Ontology annotation, biological process: cytokine-mediated signaling pathway. Gene Ontology annotation, cellular component: membrane; external side of plasma membrane. Gene Ontology annotation, molecular function: protein binding; cytokine receptor activity.
UGCGCACUGCUGCCCGCCGGAGCCGGGCUGCCCGGGACCGCGCCGCGGGCAGCUCUGCGAAUCUCCCCCACGCUUCCGCGGCAUGAGGCUGCCGCAGGACACGGUGAGGCGGCGGAACUGACCAGCUUGUUGGAAGAUGACAUCUGUUCUUGCUUGAAGCUGCUGUUCUGAAAACACAGUAGAAUAAUGUGGAAGAAUUCGAGCCUUUGCUGCCUUUUAGCACUAGCUGUUCUGUGUUUAAAAAGCUUAAUAUACAGCCAAGAGAUAGGUCCUCUAGGGCACCCCCAGAAUUUGAAAUGUGUAACGCACAAUUUACAUGACAUGAUCUGUACUUGGGAUGUCUCUUCUAAAAGAAGACAUGGACAAACUGACUUCUGCUACACUACCAAGGACCUACUGACUCCAGUGUGUUUUAAAACUAAGGAGAGAAGAGUCAAAAUUCUAGUCCCAGAGAGCUCCAGCACAGUGACAAUAACUACAAACAGCAUUUCUGGAACUGCUUUGGCUACAAAAAAAAUAGAAAUUCACAAGAAAGACAUCUCGUUUGUUCCUUUCACUCCACACAUUCUUAGUUUAACACCAGACUUUUCAACUUCCACAUUAAAUCUGAAGUGGAAUGAUAACGGAUCUGUCUUCCCAUAUGGAUUAGAAGCCUUUUGGCAUAUUCAGAUACUCCGCAAAGAAACAAUGGAAAAAGUCACACAAGUAACUUACUAUUCAAAACUGAGUCAUGAAGACAUCAUUCUUUCUUGGAACUGGACAUCAGAUAUGCCUUUGGAGUGCACAUCGCACUAUGUGAAGAUUCGCUGUUAUGUUAAUAUAACACAGUUUAUCGGACCCAAGGAAUGGAGUGACUGGAGCCCAGUAGAAGAGGUCCCUGGAAAAGAUACUGAGCCCAGUGGCAUUAGGGUGUUUCCUCAGGACACCGUGGUGGCCGUAGGUUCAGAUGUGACAAUCUGUUGUGUCCAUGAAGAAGGACAGCGGAUAAAAAAGAUGACUUAUGGACCAGAAGUAUACCCAAUGAUACGUCUAAGCAGUCGGAGCAGUGCAAUCAGAGUGCUAAAUGCCAGUGCGUCAAAUACCAGCGGGACAAAUGCAGUGUGCAUGGUGUCCGAAAUCGAGAUGGAAGGAACUGUCCUGUUUGUAGGAUAUCCUCCUGAUAUUCCCCAAAACCUCAGCUGUGAAACGUCCAACUUCCUCGUAAUAAAAUGCACGUGGAAACCAGGCAGGCCCAGUGGACUAUACGGAAAACGAAAAACAAAGUACAGUUUAUUUGAAAGACUGUCUGGUAAAAUUGUUUUGUGUGAAGUCAAUGAAAUGAGCAGAGAGCAUGUCUGUGACUUUCCAGUACUCGCCAAUCAGAACACCUAUGAUUUCACAUUAGGUGCCUUCAAUCCUAUCGGACAAACAGAGUCAUCACUGUUGGUGGAUUUAACUCAAAGAAUUCACCCAAAAACUCCAGAAAAAUUAACUGUUUCUGGGAACAGCUCUACAAGUGUCCAUCUACAUUGGUUUAUAAAUGGCAGCUUUGCUGAGAUCAGGCUUCUCUGUCAAAUUGAAAUUAGCAAUGGCCACUUUGAGCAGAAACUGCACAAUGUCUCCAUGGCUGGUGGGAAAUUCUCAACUUACACAGCUCAGCUGAACAUGUUGCACCCUUAUACCAAAUACCAGUUCAGGGUGCGCUGUUCAGCUGCUGACCACUUCUGGAUGUGGAGUGACUGGAGCAGGAUAGAGGAGCAUACAACACUGGAAGCUCCUCCUGCAAGAGGACCAGAUAUCUGGAGAGAAAGAAGUCCCUCUGGAAAAAGUCUAAAAAUCUUCUGGAAGCCUUUAUCCCUGUCUGAAGCCAAUGGAAAAAUAGUGUCUCACGAAGUGUCCUGUUACCUGCUAGAGACACCGGUGGAGUAUAAAGAAGUCACCGAGCCCUCAAACAGUACUGAGAUAAAACUUGGAAGAAAUGACUGUGUAAUUAGUGUUGUGGCCAAAAACCAUGCAGGCUCAUCUCCUCCAUCAAGGAUAACAAGCAUGGAACUUCCAAGUGACAAUGUCAAAACAGAUCGAGCCGUGGCAAUGGGGAAUGGAAUUUAUAUUUCUUGGAAUUCUUACCCCAACAUGACCUGUGGCUACAUCGUAAAAUGGUGUCAUUCAUCUGGAUCUGAACCCUGUAGUGUGGACUGGCAGAAAUUUCCUUCAAAUACAACAGAUGCAGUGAUAAAGUCUGAUCUGUUCAGACCUGGUGUGAGAUACGACUUUUCACUGUAUGGCUGCAAAUCCACUGGAUAUCAGUUAUUGAAAAACAUAACUGGGUAUAUGAAAGAGCUGCCUCCAAAACGUGCACCAAAUUUUACUGUAGAAGAAACUUCUUCAGAUUCUAUAUUGGUAAAAUGGGAAGACAUUCCUAUUGAAGAUUGUCAGGGGUUUUUAGAGGGAUAUCGGCUUUCCUUUGCAAAAGGUGAAAAAGAUGCUUUAAAGCCUAGACUUUUGGAAUCAGGGAAUCCAGAACUUAAAGUUAAGAAUAUCACUGACUUAACAAAGAAGUCUUUGAAAAUACUUGAUCUUCAAGGCAAAACAAGUUACCAGCUGGACCUCCAAGCCUACACAGCUGGCGGGUUGAGCCCACCAAACAGCCUCUAUGUGGUGACAAAGGAAGACUCUAUAGGACUAAUCAUUGCAAUUCUCGUCCCUGUGGCAGUGGUUGUACUGCUUGGAGUAGUGGGCAGCAUCUUCUGCUACCGAAAGCGGGAAUGGAUUAAAGAAACAUUUUAUCCUGAGAUCCCAAAUCCUGAGAACAGUAAGGCACUACAGUUUCAGAAGAACAUCUGUGAGGGGAGUAAGACACAGAAAACGCUGGAAAUGAACCCAUGCACCCCCAAUAGUGUUGAAGUGGUGGAAACACAAUCUGCAGCUCCCAAGAUUGAAGACACAGAGAUGAUGUCCCCAGCAGCAGACACCCCUGUGCCUGAAGAUGGUUCUGACUCAGAAAUAGAGAACCACGUAGUGGUAUCCUAUUGUCCACCUAUCAUUGAAGAGGAGAUCUCAAAUCCCCCUAUGGAUGAGCCUGGGGUGUCAUCUCAGGUGGUUUAUAUUGACAUCCAGUCGAUGUAUCAGCCUCAAAUUAAACCAAAGGAGGAGCCAGAAAUAGACUUAGUGACUGCAGCAGGGUAUAAGCCGCAAAUGCAGCUGCCUAUCAGUGCCCUGAAAAUGGAGAGUUGCUCAACAGCAGAGGAAGAAUUGGAUACAACUGCAGGUUACAGACCUCAAGCAAACACGAAUGCCUGGAACAUGGACACUCCAGACUCUCCUGGAUCAGCUGAAAGCAACAAUGAAAAUGGAUCGUUUGGGAGCCCAUGCUCAAUUAAUUCACGACAAUUUCUGCUUCCUUCAAAAGAUGAUGAAGACUCUCCCAAACCCAGUAAUAUAGGAUGGUCCUUUACACAUUUUUUUCAGAACAAACCAAAUGAUUAACAGUGAGUCCUUGUUGCACCUGAAUCUGCCUUCUAAAUAAGCUCUUAGUCCUUAUGUUGUAAAGAAAGAAGUGCAAAGGGCAUGGAUUAUUCUUGGAGACAGUCAGCAGAGGUUCUAUUAAGCUGAAUAUUUCUACAUUGAGUUAGCAAGAGUGUUUAUGCUCCAUUUUAAUAGAGGCCAAGAGGUCAAAGUUAUAGCAAUUUAGUUAUUACUCUAGUAAAAUAUAUUGGAUAAUAAGGCAUAUUGAGUUUAGAGCUCCUGAUAAUCAUAGUCAAAGAACUUUUUCUACCUUCACAUAGUGCUCCAAGAUUAGUAUGAUCUCAUGCAACUUAUAAGUUGGAAAGAUUGCUUUGCUUUCUUGUAGAUGUUCUCAACUGUGCAUUUUCAAAUGAUGCAGCCCCAACAUGUUUCCUUACUGAAGGUUUCACCUCAGCCUAACACAAAGAAACCAUACAGCUGGAAACCCUUGAGAUCUUUUACCUAGUUAUAAACUAAGGACAAAUGAGAGUGCUUUUUUUUUCUUCUCCCUUUCAGAAGGGUAUUGUCACUGUUAAACACUUCUGAAGCAAUGGCCAUUCAAAUCUGUUGCUUUUUACCUAGACACUAGUUUCUGUACCUACUGUAAAAUGUUUAUUCAAUGUUUGACUCAGGAGUACAAACUUGGGGAAAAAAAGUGUUAACACUGAUUUAAACUUCAAAAAGAACUGCAUAAAGUUGUUUUGUUUUGUUUUGUUUUUUUUUUAACUUAGAAAGCUCUGUAUUUUUUCUGUCUUCAGUUAAGGAGUUAAUCUUUCCUGAUAUAUUGCACUAAUGCAUUUUGUAUUUCAUAGCUUCAUCUCCAGAUUUCCUGCUUAAAAUUGGUACAGUACUCCAUUAAUCCCCAGCUUUUGGCGGUCUUUGCACUAUACAGUAAUGAUAAGCCAUGGGGAAAUCUCUUAUCUGCUAACAUUAGCUGUCCAAGCAGCGUGGCAUGCAAAAUUAGAGUUAGUAGUACUAGCUUCUUGAGAACAAAUUGCUCUUUCGAUGGUCUUUAUCACAUUAGCUUUGUCACCUGCUGCCUGGCUGUUCUCCAGUAUCUACCCAGCAGGAUCUUCUCUACAAAUCCUACCUGGCAGUACAAGGUGGGAUUUUUCUAGUGGCAGGAAGAAACCCAAGGAGGUUUUAGUGCUGCUAAUUCUACCUCUGCUUUACCAGACAUGUGAUGCAAAGUAGCUUAAACGAUGUACAUUUGUGUGCUUAAAGGAAUAUUCAGAACAAUUAUCUUUGAAAAUGCGUGUUUUCACAGAUGGAUCUCUAGGCAGCUGUAAUUGUAACAUUUCACUGUGUAAACUUCAGACUGCGGCACACAAGAAUUUCACAAUCUUAGAGGAGGAAAUGCUUCCUAACUUACCUGUUUCUUCCUGUAAAACAGUGGUAAGAGGUCAGAUGUUUAAGAGCUUGAUCAGAAAGGGUGUCCAUAAAGUCCUAACCAAAUCUUUUCUUCAGGUUUGAAUUUCCUGAGCCACUUCAUGGUUGUUAGAAUAAAUACAAUGGAGAAUGGUUUUCUAAACAAGAUCCCAAAACAGAUAAGAGGGCUGAAGUGGCUAAGCUACUAGUUGUAAAGGUGCAAGAACAGACCAGGAUGAUGGCUAACCAGGCAGACACUUGGUCUCCAAACCAUGUGAUCUGGCCAUCAAAAUAAAUGCAAUAUUAGGUUAAACCUAAUUUAAUCAACAGAUGGUGCAGUUUCAGAUGUCAUGAUGUCUCUGCCAUGUCCAUAAAACAAAAAUGCAGAGGGAUUUAAAAACUGACAAAAAGGCAAAACACUAAAUAGCAUCCAAGUGAUCAUCAGUAACAACUGGUUGAGUGUGCCUCCUGGAACUGUGAAGACAGUUAAAAUAGUUACGUCUGCAGAACUGACAGAGUGCAAGGUACAUCUGAAAGAACAGGAAGUGCAGACAGUAUUCUGCUUUUGAGGCGGAAUCUUGGAAUUAGCGGAGCUGAGUGAAAAGACAAGCAGGAAGUGCAAAGAGCUGGCGUCCAUCUGUCACCAGACACCACCACAAGAGAAAGCUUCAUGCCUAAUCUGUUACUGCCUAUUAUCAGAACACUAAACUAAUACAUGAAGCAAAGCAGUUCUGACCCUUGUGCUUGAUAGCUGGGAGGUGGCUAUAUCCUAAUAGUAACAACUCUUUCUCACAAUAUCUCUUUUAAAGGGGAUUUAUUUUCAGUAGUGCAGGUUUGGCUUAAUGUAUUUACCUCAUAAGAUGAAUUUAGAUUGUCCUGCCAUAUGCUUUCAAUUGAAAGCAGAAAGUGUCAUGGACACGAGAGUGUAUGGAUAGUGGUUUGGGUUUUUUAUGGAGCAGUUUCUCAAUACAGAGUAGCAAUUCCUACUGUAUGGUGAUGCAAAUAAAAACCCCACUCCUAUAGCAGAACAGUUGACUGUAAAGAAUAACUGUCUUUUUUUAUGGCUGUGUAUUACAAGCAGCAAAACCAAAUUGAAGUCUGAGAGUACUAGCAGCUUUUAAUUUGGCAGACGGGAAGCCAAGGCAGCUGCACUCAACAGAGAACACAAAAGAGUUUGCAAGGAGCAGUCAACCCCCUUAGCAGUGCUCCCACAAUGAAUCCCUUCAACACAAGCAUCCCAUACUCAGGUCAGCCUUUGUGCUGCUUUUCCUAAUCAGUAAAGGCAACAAUUUUAAAUAAUUUCAUUUCUUAGUGCUUAGGUAGAGGAAAGUUCUGCAAACACAGGGUCUGCCUCAAUGUUACCAAAGUCCUGUCAUCUAAUUUUCCAUCACUCUGGGUCUUUUUUUACAGUUUGUCUGUCUGUGUUUUUGAACUGGUGUCCCGACUUCCAGGGUAUAGAGCAGAAGAGGCCUGCUGGUAGCAAUGACUUACUGUACAUAUCAGCUUGUAUCAGUAGCACUACAGUGGCGUGGACAGAGGAGAGAUACAGGCUUGUGCAGUGUAUGUAGCAUCAUUUACUGCUGCUUAAUAGUUAUGAACCAGUAAGUAGUUGUCGUUCAAAGCUCAGCUGCUUCAGCUCUGCGGUGUCUUUUGAGCCUAUUCAGUGCUGCCAGUGAGGACUUCUUUCAAAUGCCUAUUUUAAAUCUUCCUCAGCGAGUCCAACUACUAGAUGGGUAGUGAGAGGUUGUGUGCUAAUUUAGUGACCAUGUGAAGCCACCCCUAGGCACAUGGAGCAGUAAGAAUUACAAGGAGUGUCUGGGAACGGACUUUCUUUCUGAGCCAAAGUGCCAUGUUAAACCAGUGAAGUGUCUUUAGGAAUGUCUUCAUAGCCUCUAAAUGCAUGGAUAACAAUUGUAAGACUAAAACUUGGGUCUUCACAGGGGAUCAGACUCCUUGUAUUAGUGCCUUUGAGCUUCCUGGUGAGCCUCAUAAGUCAAAUUGUUUUUGAAAAAUGUCUGUGGAAACUUCAAGUACUGCAUUUCCUUACCAUCAUUUUCUGAAAGAUCUUAUUCCUUCAUCAAGCAGCUAUUUUGUUUUAGGGUUUUUGGCUUUUGGUUUUUUUCCCUAGAAGACUAGAAAGUUAAUAUUUAAAAAAAAAAAAAAAACAAAACAAAACACAACUUCCAGAAGGAUAUGACCAGGAGUGAUAGUGUCCAAAACCCUAUUACUCCUAACUCAAUGCUUCAUCUUCCAGUUGGAUCAGUGUUCAGAGAUGUCAGGUAAUAAUGCCAAGCAAUUUCUCUCUGAAGCAAAUUAUUGAUCCUGCUGCUUUUUAUUUUUGAGCCAUGCCUGUCAUAUGUGACAAUUUGGGUUUUUUAAUGGGUUUUUGUAUUGUUAACUGUGUAUGUGGAACAUCAGUGGUAUUUGAUGCAACGUCACACACUCUUCUAUUUGACACAUCUGUUAUUUUUGUCAUUCUAUGUGCCAGGGGAUCUGGGAUCUUGGUCUGUUAAAUUUGGGGAUGAUAGAUCUGCAUGUGAUAUACCUCACAAAACUACUAGUUAAUAAAACAGUAAAGCUAAUGUUGCAGGCAGUGAGUUGCCUCCCCUGCUAUGUAGUGGCUGCACAAGUAGACUUAGGACCCAAUGACUGACAUUUGCUGUGGUAGCUGUCAUCACGAUCUGUAGUUGCUGCUUUCACGGGUGAACCAUUUCCAAAGGGAAUGAGUAGCUAUGUUGCCUGUCAUGGCACAGUUGGCAAACACACCAUGUUUCUCUGCCUUUUGUUUAUUUGGAACACCGGAGCAUUCCUCCACUGGGAACGCAGCAGCAGCAAAGCUCCUGUUGACCUGAGUUUUAGGCUGCUCUGCGUGUUCAAGCUGCUUUUUUGCUUUUGAUAUGUUCAGCUGGGUAAAAGCAUAGGGUUGUGGUGUUUUCCUGUGAUCUCGUCUUCUAGGAUGCUCAGCAGAACACUAAUAGUAGCAAAAAUUAAGGCAACUGGAUGCAUUGGAGUUUAGAAGAUGUUGAGACAUCACUCUGAAAAGGCAAUGAGAAAUCAUGUGCUCUAUUUUUAGACAAAUAUUGUUUUGUAAAUAGAAUAUUUGUAUACUUAGAAGUAGGUAGAAAUAUAGUAAAAGAAUUUGAAAUACAUAGGAAAAACUGAACACUGAAAGAAUGAGAUUGCUAACAAGGCUUCCUGUACCAUGAAUCUAUCAAGAGCUUCCCAUGUAAAUAGCAUCUUUUGUUCUGCCAGAGUUUUAUGAAGAAUUCAGUGCAAAUGGCAUUAAUGUUUUUAACACUAAGAAAAGUCCUUACUUCUUACACACAAAUGUCCUUACACUGUUAAGUACUGAGGUGUUGUGUGUUGCAGAGGAAGCUGACUUGCAGUCCCCAAAGCGGUAUUUUCAGAGCCGUGUACUUCAGCACACGCCUCCCGAGGUGCAGCUUUGUCUGGAGGAAGCAGCUGCUGCUGCACUCCUCCCAGCAUCCUACAUGUACAUGAAGUUUCUGCUGCGGCACGUUCAGCCCUGUGUGGCUGAUGCUCAGAGGUGCUGUCGGUGUUUCACAAAAUUUGUUGUAGACUUUUGCCUUUCCCUUAGCAAGCUUGGAAACACAUUCCCAGACCCCAAAUGGAUUCAGGAAUGUCGGAGUGCUUAAAAACUAUUUUCCUCAUGCUUAAGCCUGUCUAAAUUUUUAAAAUAUCUCUCUAUAAGCUGGCAAACUGUUUCUUCCAUAAAAAUUUUCUUUCCUCUCCUCCUCUAUUUAUAUAACUCUGGAUUUCCCCCAGUGUUUCUAAGAUAGCCAGUGUUUGUUUCCUUUUUGCCUGUUGUGCAAACAAAUGUCAGAUGAUAUUGGCAGGGGUUUUUCUAGCUUUACAAGUUGUCCUAGGGUGCACGACAAUAAUUUUUCCCCAUAAAACUGUCUGUUAAUUCUUUCUGCUUUUACCACAAAAAAAAAAAGUCUCCACAGAACUUUUUUAUUUCAGAGGGCCGGGACUCAGCAUCCCAUUGCAGGUGAGUUGCCCUAGGGGCAGGGUGCUGCCUGAGAGGAUGGGGAGAGUUCCACCUCCAGUCCCACCUUCUCCUUGUUGCCAGUGCUACCCAGCUAACUGGUGCAACAGGGCAUACAGCAUCCUUAUUUUUUAAUGGGAUACCCAGCAGAAUCUCUAGGUAGGUUUCUGGUUAGUUCCAAACGUGCACUUUGACUGCUGUCACAUGAAAGCAAGCUCCAGUGCAAGCAUACACACUGCCUCCAUGAGAAGUUUCAAUACCUUUGCAACUCAUUUGGUCUCAUGUUGCAUAAAAAUGUAGAAGGUAAAACUUACCUUCCUGAAAUGUCCUCGUUGGCAUUAUUUGGGUUGAAAAAAACCUGAAAAACAAAUAGCUCAAGCAGGGCAAAGUAAAAUAAAAACUGGCAAGGCCUCACUCUUUAUAGUAGUAAUACAAUAAAAAAAGAACCCUUGAAAUCACUUUGUCAGUGUUUCCCUAAUGGGUUUGGGAAAUCGAUUCGUGUUUGAAAUCCUACUCAAAGGUAACAGCAAUUUGAACUUUUGUCAUUUUGUGGCUCACAAAACAGUGGAGCUGGUGCAGUUAUACAGUACACCUGAAAAAACCCCCACCAUUGUACUAUAAUGCUGUAACUUUUAAAAUAUAUACUGUGAACAAGUUCAAUGUUUUUUUAGCUCUUUUUAUACCAUAUUUUUUACAGCAUAAAUAAUUUGUUUAGAGAUGUUUUUGUGUUCUGUUUUUACAAAGAUUUUAAUGGACUUUUGUUUGAAUACUAGUGAAAAUAUUGUUUGCCAACUUGAAGAAGGCAUCUAUAGAAAUUAAGAGAAUAAAUCAGUAAAUCAAGCAGGCAGCGUAGUCUUCCUAACACUAAAUCUAAUCAGUCAUUUAACAUAUUUCUGUUGUUGAACAAUAUUGAAGUUUUCCAGCUUUCAAAUCUACUAUUGAGAAACAAAUAUUUCUUUCACAAAUUAAUCAAAAUCUUUACAAGGCACUUUAAUGAGUAGUAGCAUAUGAAGUAAAAUACCACUUCAACGAAGUGUAUCAACGUGAAAGUUUAUUAGCUAAGCAGUUAAAUAAAUACAUGCUUGAAAAAGGAAGCAUGGGAUUGCGUUGGGGAAAUAAUAUUCCAGUGUGGCAGAUAUCAUUUAAGACUAGUCUAACACUAGGAUACCAACUUUGCGUAUGUUUUAAACCUAGUUUGCUUGGCUGUUGUAACUCCUGUUGUAUUGCUUGGGUGUCUAAAAAUAUGCAUGUAUUUAACAAUUUUGCCAUACUAUUGCCAUGAAAUUUAAUAAAUAUAUUUUCUUACACUCUUA